AUGGAGGGUGCUCUAGUGAGCGCGGCGGCGGGAGCACUGAAGCCAGUGCUCGGAAAGCUGGCCACUCUGCUCGGUGACGAGUACAAACGUUUCCGGCGGGUGCGGAAGGAGAUUGGAUUCAUCACUCAAGAGCUCGUCGCCAUGGAAGCUUUUCUCCUAAAGAAGUCAAUGGAAGAGGAGGAUCCUGAUAUACAAGACAAGGUCUGGAUGAAUGAGGUGCGGGAACUGUCCUAUGACAUCGAGGACAGCCUCGACGACUUCAUGAAGAUCAAGAAUCUGUUGGACAAGACCAAGGAUCGUCGCCAGAUUGCCGAUGCGAUUGAAGAUUUGAAGAAGCAAGUUUAUGAGGCAUCUGAGAGGCGUAAGAGGUACACGGCUGGUGAGGUCAUCUCCAAGGUUAACAAUGUUACCGUUGACCCUAGAGCUCUUGCUAUAUUUGAGAAUGCAUCAAAUCUUGUUGGUAUUGAUGGCCCAAAGAAGGAGAUUAUCAAAUUAUUUACUCAAGAGACCAAAUGUGAAUCAAGGCAACAACAAAUCAAGAUGAUCUCUAUUGUUGGAUUUGGAGGACUAGGAAAGACUACUCUUGCAUUCCAAGUAUAUCAGGAGCUAAAAGAGAAAUUUGAUUGUCAUGCCUUUGUGUCUGUGUCACGAAAUCCUGACAUGAAGACAGUAUUGAUUUCUAUUCUCAGUCAGGUGACUGAUGAAGAUUAUUCAAAGAUUGAAGACAUACCACAACUCAUCACUCGGAUCUCGAAUUUCUUAGCAGAAAAAAGAUAUAUUAUUGUAGUUGAUGAUAUAUGGAAUGUGGAAAUAUGGGAUGUUAUUAAGUUUGCAUUCCCUCGGAGUGGUUAUGACUGCAGAAUAAUUACCACUACCCGUCUGAAUAAUGUUGCACAAUCAUGUCAUUCAUCAUUCAGUGGUCAUAUAUAUAACAUGGAUCCUCUUAGUAUGUUACACUCAAGGAAAUUAUUUCACACGAGACUAUUCAACUCAGAGGAAUGCCCAUCACACCUUGAAGAAGUUUCUAGUCAAAUAUUGGAUAAGUGUGCCGGUUUACCAUUGGCAAUAAUUGCUAUAUCUGGCCUGUUAGCUAACAAGGCAAAAACAAAGGACCAGUGGCACCAAGUCCGAAGUUCAUUUGGCCAUGGACUGGAAAGAAAUUUUAGCAUUGAAGCCAUGAUGAAAAUAAUAUCACUCAGCUACAUUGAUCUUCCUCAUCAUCUCAAAACUUGUCUACUAUACCUUAGUAUAUUUCCUGAAGACCAUGUUAUUGGGAAGGAGAUGUUGAUUAGGAGAUGGAUUCCUGAGGGAUUCAUUCAUAAAAAAUAUGGAUAUACCCUUUAUGAAGCUGGAGAAAUGUGUUUUAGUGAGCUAAUGAAUAGGAGUCUGAUACAACCUGAUUUUAAGGAGCAAGUAUUUGAUGAGGUGACAUGUUGCCGAGUUCAUGACAUGGUUCUUGAUUUCAUUGUGUCCAAGUCUACUGAAGAAAACUUUGUUACCAUAAUUGGUGUACCUGGUAUAAAUCCUGACCCACAAAACAAGGUUCGUAGAUUGUCUCUACAAAAUAAUGGUGAAAUACCAGCGGGUCUAAUUUUAUCUGAUGUCCGUUCACUAAGUAUUUUUGGCUGCGAUGUGAAAAUCUCAUCUCUAUCAGAGUUUAAACACUUGCGUGUUUUAUGCUUUGAAGACUGCUGGCAAAUAAAGGAUCAUCAUCUGGCAGGUAUAGGCAAAUUGAUCCACCUGAAGUGCUUGAGUCUCAGUCAUGUAGGAAUUACGAAGGUUCCAGAAGAAAUAGCAAUACUACGGUACUUAGAGACACUUGACAUUGAUCUCAGAAUAAAAGAAGAUGUGGAGAUCCUGAGAAGCCUUCCCAGUCUGCGCUUUAUAUGGGUUCGUUACCACGGUGCACCCGCAGACCAGCUUAAGGCUGCCAUGGAGAUUAUGAUUGCGGCCCAUCCCAACCACCCCAAGUUGGAACGCACGCAAUACACCCAAGUCGUCCCCUCCCCAAAACCUAGCCGCCUCCCUCUGCUCCUCCAGUACAUCUUUCGGCUGUUUGGGUUGCAUCCAUCGCUGGUGACUAUUGGCGGCCGGAUUGCAGCAUGGUCCUUGUACGACCCCCAUCUGCUGCGGCAGCGUGUGAUAAUCCUCCUCGGGGCAGGGACACAUGCGGCCGGGGGAAGCCUCUCGCGAGUCGGGAUGGAUGUGGAUGUAUACAAAUCUGCGAAGGUGACAUCAUGCAAUGGUGACCCAUGGAGAUUAAGUGGUUCCGCAGGUUGUAAUCUGUUUUGUUGCUGCAGUGCUAUCAUGUCUGCUAUGUCUGAUGCAAUCAAGGACGUCCCAGACAUGCAUGAAGCACAAGUCCCAUACAAGGGUCUACAUCAGCAAGACUUCUAUAUUGGGAUAUCAACUCCGAACAUGCUGGGAUUUUUUUAG
Lolium rigidum is the source of this 2436-nucleotide messenger RNA. RefSeq names its product disease resistance protein PIK6-NP-like. Gene Ontology annotation, molecular function: ADP binding. The record is from RefSeq and is a predicted model, not a curated record. The transcript has 7 exons. Gene Ontology annotation, biological process: defense response to other organism. The coding region runs from base 1 to 2436 and encodes 811 amino acids. NCBI's taxonomy places the organism in Eukaryota, Viridiplantae, Streptophyta, Magnoliopsida, Poales, Poaceae.